UCUAUAAAUAACAUAUUAACAGAACUCUCCCUUGGAGAUGUGGGCAAAACUAAGGAUGGGUGGCAAGGAUUGGUGCCAGGAAGAAGCCGCUAGUGUCUCCCGGUGCGGCUUUGCGUAGUGUUUGCCAACAGUGCACUAUACAAAUUCGGAACAUUUGCGGAAAAUAGGAGAUAUGUGAAUAAUGAAGUAUUUAUAAUAAUAGUAAUGAGGAACAUGAAGGACAAUCGGAACAAUGGAUGUAAAAGCCUCACUUAAGCGCGAUGUUUUAUACCGAGCACACCUACAUGCAUCCCACCCGUACCAAUUUAAUAACGUUGGCAGCUGACUGUUUUUUGGUUUCUGCAAGUGGGCGCGCCACUAUAAGUGCCGCUACUACUUUAUACUAGUUUAUAUGGGAGUUGAAAAGCUCUGGGACUAUGAGCGGCAAUGAGUCUGUCAUGACGUAGACUCGCGGACGCGGAAAUUUCGUGCCUUCUCAGUGCUCUUUCCUUUGUGAUGUGUUUCGAUGAUGGAGUGUAAAACUGCAAAGGGCGCGAGCGAUCCAGAAGUGGAAAGCGGAGAGCAACAUGAGAAUGAGACUGAGGAUGAAGAUGAAAUAUUUGAAAGCCGGCGUUUACAUAUCCUUCGAACAAUAAUUGGAUGUGUAAUUAAGAAGACAGUUCAUUGUAUGAGUGAACAGAAUUUCAUAGACAUUGCCAAGAAUGCUACAGUGAAUAAGAGCAUUUCAAAAUAUGAAGAAAAAUGUCUUAGUAAACUCUAUUCAAAAUUUCAACAACUUUUGGAAGAUGCUAUGAAAAGUGACAUUGAUGAAUAUAUUGAGAAGUCGGGAUUUCUGGAAGCACAGGAAACAAUUUCAAGAACUAUUCCUGAUAAUAUACCUACUUCAUCCGCUGCUGCAUGGAGACCAACAGGUGAUCCACAUCAAGACAUGAAAAGUCAUGAAGCUGAAAAUCUAAUGAAAUGUAAUGAAAUGUUACAAGAUGUAGUGGAAGAGCAAGUUGUGAAGAUUCAGUGCCUUAAACAGGAUAUAGCUCAUAAACGUGUUCUAACACAUCAAUUAAUAAAGACUUUAACAAAUAUGCAGGAGGACUUUAUGAAACUAUCUUCUAAUAACUCUUCUCUUCAAGAUCUAAUUGUGGAGAUGUUAUCAUUUUUAAAUAGAGAUGUGAAAAAAUGAAUUCAAUUGUGUACAUAUUUCCUAAUAUAUUAAUUUAAACAUAUUUUGUACAUCCAUUUAAUACAUAAAAUUAAAAUAUUAAUUAUUUACGAACCUUUUAAU
Messenger RNA from Gryllus bimaculatus (two-spotted cricket), 1279 nucleotides. NCBI's taxonomy places the organism in Eukaryota, Metazoa, Arthropoda, Insecta, Orthoptera, Gryllidae. The record is from the annotation of a GenBank genome assembly.